GCCUUUUUUUAAUUUUUAUUUCCUUGCUCUUCUUUGUUAUUUAAUUUCUUUCUUUUCUUUUUUUUUUUUUUGGUUUGUGCAGGUCUUGAUAUACCUAACCACCAGUGGCUGUGUAGGGAGUAUAUAGCACUGGCUCCUUCUUUUCUCGCCUUGUCUUCAGCUGCGAAAUAAAGUACGACAGGUCACUCUACUUCAGUGUAGGUGUUUACUGUUCGCAACGAAGAACAGAAGCAAAAGUAAAAAAUAAAAAAUAAAAAAAUACGAAAAGAUGCGCUUCCUCCAUCUACUAUCAAUCCUCGCUGCGACGUCGGCACACGCCAAACCCGUCGAAACACAGGAAGAACUAGACCUGCUAUCAGAUCUCAGCGGAGAGACGAUACAACGCCGAGCCCUGCCAGACUCGCCAUCGGGAGGAUAUGCACCAGUGUCAGAAUCAUGCUCCUCACAACAGCCGACUGUGAGGAGCGCGGAGAGUGGUGUCGGUUCCGAUGAGGCAGCGUGGUUGGUCAACCGCCGCAAGAACACGGUCAAGCCGAUGUCCGACUUCCUGAGCCGGGCCAACAUACAGGAUUUCGACGCAGCCGACUACAUUUCAAAACACCAGGGUAACAUGUCUGAACUGCCAAAUAUUGCCAUUGCCAUCAGUGGAGGUGGUUAUCGAGCCUUGUUGAACGGCGCUGGAUUUAUCAAGGCUGCCGACGACAGGACACCAGGGACAACCGACACAGGCGGCAUUGGUGGUCUUUUGCAAUCUACAACAUAUAUUUCAGGAUUGUCGGGAGGUAGCUGGCUCGUUGGGUCCAUCUUCAAUAACAACUUCUCUACCAUCAGCCAACUACAAGAGAGCGACAAAGUGUGGAAGUUCGACCGUUCAAUCUUGGAGGGCCCAAAGACGAGCAGCAAUUCUGUCAAGAAGAUACUCGACGCGGCCUCCUAUUGGAAGGAUCUUAUCCAAGAAGUUGACGGCAAAUCAAAAGCCGGUUUCACUACUUCAGUCACCGACUACUGGGGCCGGGCUCUUUCGUACCAGCUCAUCGACGGCGAAGAUGGCGGAGACCAGUACUUGUUCUCAUCCAUCGCCCAAACUCCCGACUUCCAGCAGGGAAAUUACCCAUUCCCCAUCAUCGUUGCCGAUGGUCGCAAGCCCGAUUCAGUCAUCGUCUCGCUCAACUCGACAGUGUUUGAGUUCAACCCGUUCGAGAUGGGAACCUGGGAUCCCACCACCUACGGCUUUGCCCCUCUCUCGUACGUUGGAUCCGACUUUGAUAAGGGCGUCGUUCCAUCUACCGGCAAAUGUGUGCGCGGCUUUGACCAGUCGUCUUUUGUCAUGGGUACGAGUUCAUCGCUCUUCAACGCGGUCCUGCUCCGCAUUGAACAAAACAACACGGGCAGCCAGAACCCUUCUAUUCCAGAAUCGGUAGCCAAGCUCCUAAAAUCCAUCGGCCCCAAGCUUCAGGCCGAGAACAGAGAUGUUGCUUCUUGGAAGCCAAACCCCUUUUACGGCUUCCACCCCGAAACGGCCGGCGGCAUCGCGUCGUCCACCGAGUUGUCCCUCGUCGACGGCGGCCUGGACGGACAGAAUAUCCCCCUACAGCCCCUGAUCCAGCCGGCACGCAAGGUCGACGUCAUCUACGCCAUCGAUUCUUCGGCCGAUACCACCAGCAGCUGGCCAAACGGCAGCGCCAUCCACCACACCUAUGAGCGUUCCAAGAGCCAGAUGGGCAACGGGGUGCAGUUCCCCGAAAUCCCCGACGCCAACACCUUCGUCAACCUAGGCCUCAACAACCGCCCGACCUUUUUCGGCUGCAACGUGACGGCAUUCAACGGAUCCCAGGUCCCGCCCCUGGUCGUCUACAUGCCAAACUCGCCCUACUCGGCCUACUCAAACACGACGACCUUUACGAUGAAGUUCGAUCAGAAGCGGCGAGACGCGGUCAUCGCCAACGCCUUUGACGGCGCCACCCUGGGCCUCGGAAGCCUCGACAACGAGUGGCCCGCCUGCGUCGCCUGCGCCGCCCUGCAGCGCAGCAUGAUCCGCACAAAUACCCAGUUCCCGACCCAGUGCCAGUCGUGCUUCAGCCGCUACUGUUACGACGGAAAGACAGACACCACCCCGCGCACCAAGGAAUAUUACAACCCCACACUCAAGCUCACAAACGGAGGAUCCCAGGCCCCAGGUGAGGCGGGAAGCCUGCCAGAGAAGAAGUCCAAUACCAGUAAGUUGCUAAUACCCACGAGCGGCGGCAUGAUUUCAUGUUCACUGGCUGUCAUUGUCAUCAUGUUUGCCAUGCUCUAGUUACGGGUCUCUUUGAAAGAGACCCUGUAUUUUCCUUUCUUUCCUUACUUUUUGUUCAUCGUUUGCUUCGUUUUCCUUUUUCUAACUCUAUUUCCUUUUUUUUCCUUUUUUUUUUUUCUCUCUCUCUUUCUUAGAUCUCGCAACAGUUGGAAAAGUUGUUAGUUUCGUAUCGCGGCUUUUCACAAAAGGGAAACAUUCUCAGUCUUGAAUUGAUUCCGAU
This is a messenger RNA of Pyricularia grisea, 2516 nucleotides long. RefSeq lists its product as uncharacterized. The transcript is spliced from 2 exons. Gene Ontology annotation, molecular function: A2-type glycerophospholipase activity. Bases 269 to 2296 code for a protein of 675 amino acids. Gene Ontology annotation, cellular component: cytosol; intracellular membrane-bounded organelle. Lineage: Eukaryota; Fungi; Ascomycota; Sordariomycetes; Magnaporthales; Pyriculariaceae. The record is from RefSeq and is a predicted model, not a curated record. Gene Ontology annotation, biological process: glycerophospholipid catabolic process.